AUAAGAAAUCGGAAGCCAUUGAAAACCUCGGUGCUGAUUCAUUUUUGGUCAGCCGCGACGAUGGCCAAAUGAAGGCUGCCAUGGGCACAAUGGAUGGUAUCAUUGACACCGUUUCUGCUGUCCACCCUCUCUUGCCUUUGAUUGGUUUAUUGAAGAAUAAUGGAAAGCUUGUUUUGGUUGGAGCACCCGAGAAGCCUCUUGAGCUACCUGUUUUUCCUUUGCUCAUGGGAAGGAAGAUAGUGGCUGGUAGUGUUGUUGGAGGUAUGAAGGAAACCCAAGAGAUGAUUGAUUUUGCAGGUAAACACAACAUAACAGCAAACGUCGAGGUUAUCCCAGUUGAUUAUGUGAACACGGCUAUGGAGCGUCUCAUCAAAACAGAUGUUAGAUACCGUUUUGUCAUCGACAUUGCAAACACAUUGAAGUCAAGCUCUUAAAUUUUACAUCCCAAAGUUACUCAUCUUGGCAAAAUAAGAUUAUAAACUAAUAUUCGAUUUA
This is a messenger RNA of Prunus avium (sweet cherry), 495 nucleotides long. Lineage: Eukaryota; Viridiplantae; Streptophyta; Magnoliopsida; Rosales; Rosaceae. The record is from RefSeq and is a predicted model, not a curated record.